Monoraphidium neglectum is the source of this 309-nucleotide messenger RNA. RefSeq lists its product as hypothetical. NCBI's taxonomy places the organism in Eukaryota, Viridiplantae, Chlorophyta, Chlorophyceae, Sphaeropleales, Selenastraceae. Gene Ontology annotation, biological process: photosynthesis. The record is from RefSeq and is a predicted model, not a curated record. The transcript has 4 exons. Bases 1 to 309 code for a protein of 102 amino acids. Gene Ontology annotation, cellular component: membrane; photosystem II.
AUGGCUCUCCGCAUGCAGCAGAAGGCCACCGUGGCCCGUGCCGCCCCCAGCGUGCGCUGCUCGGUGGCGCGCCCCAGGCUCAGCGUGCGCGCCAGCGCCCAGAAGCAGGAGCGCGCUGUGGCCGCCGUGACCGCGGGCGUGAUCAGCGGCGUGGGCGCCAUGAUGGCCUCCCCCCUGGUCGCUGAGGCCGCCGUGACCCCCUCCCUCAAGAACUUCCUCUACUCGCUGAUUGCGGGCGGCGUGGUCCUGGGCGGCAUCGCCGUUGCCAUCACCGCGGUGUCCACCUUCGACCCCGUGAAGCGCGGUUGA